Molecule: messenger RNA, 3481 nt
Organism: Plodia interpunctella (Indianmeal moth)
Lineage: Eukaryota; Metazoa; Arthropoda; Insecta; Lepidoptera; Pyralidae
Gene: PhKgamma
Product: Phosphorylase kinase gamma
Exons: 12
Coding region: 285-1544 (419 amino acids)
Biological process (GO): protein phosphorylation; glycogen biosynthetic process
Cellular component (GO): phosphorylase kinase complex
Molecular function (GO): phosphorylase kinase activity; ATP binding; calmodulin binding
Source: RefSeq, a predicted model, not a curated record
AUUGAAAAUGUCAAUACAUUAGUUCUCUCGUCUUCUGUUCUGUUUAAUUUUUAUGAAUUAGUAGAUCUACCUAUACCUACGUAAUUUAAACAAUUUGUAUAAAAAUACUAAAUGAUUAUUUACAUAUUUAUAUGUGCAGCGUGAUUUUUAAAAUUUCAUAAAUCCAUGUUUGUAUUUUUUAAAUACCGUGCUAAUUGAAUGGGUACUACAGUAACCUUCCGUCAUUGUGGUCGUUGAAAUAAAUUAAUUAUUAAUCGAAAACUAUAUCAAACAUAGUGAAUAAUAUGGCAAAAGAAGAAGAUGAUGAUAAUUUGCCGGAUAAAGAUGCGGCGAAAGAGUUCUAUGCGAAAUACGAACCAAAAGAGAUAAUAGGCAGAGGCAUCAGCUCAACAGUCAGAAGAUGCAUAGAAAAAGAAACGGGCAGAGAAUAUGCGGCCAAGAUCAUAGAUCUGAGUCAGGAGUCGCAAGAUGGCGUCGACACCCACACCAUGAGGGAGGCUACUCGGCAAGAGAUACACAUACUUAGAAUGGUGGCCGGCCAUCCUUACAUUAUCGAUCUUCAGGAUGUGUUCGAGUCGGAGACCUUUAUAUUUCUGGUGUUCGAGCUCUGCAAGAACGGGGAACUGUUUGACUACCUCACGUCGGUUGUCACGCUCUCCGAAAAGAAGACCAGAUACAUCAUGAGGCAAGUGUUGGAAGGUGUGCGGUAUGUCCACAGCAAAUCUAUAGUCCAUCGGGACCUGAAACCUGAGAACAUUCUGCUGGAUGACCAGCUCAACGUCAAGAUCACAGACUUUGGCUUUGCGAAGGUGUUGAAAGAUGGCGAGAAGCUCUUUGAGCUGUGCGGCACGCCGGGCUACCUGGCACCCGAAACCCUGAAAGCAAAUAUGUUUGAAGACGCACCAGGGUAUGGCAUGGAAGUCGAUAUAUGGGCAUGCGGCGUCAUCAUGUUUACAUUAUUAGUAGGAUGUCCGCCAUUUUGGCAUCGCAAGCAGAUGGUGAUGCUCCGGAACAUCAUGGAGGGGAAAUACUCCUUCACCAGUCCCGAGUGGGCUGAUAUAUCAGAUGACCCAAAAGACCUCAUUAGGCGGUUGUUAGUAGUUGACCCAAACGAGAGAAUUGGGAUUCAAGACGCCCUGAAACAUGCCUUCUUCAACACUGUGUUGUGGGACCAGGACAUGACGCCGCUGAAGAAGUCGCUGUCAUCCGCCAGCCGCAGGAUGUCGAGGAUCGAACAGUUGACCAUGGCAAUAAAAUCUGGAGGUUUCAACGCUCGUGCGAAGCUUCGACUCGGAUUGGUCACAGUCCGAGCUGCAGUGCGCCUACAACGAUUGCCGCACACGUCCACCAGGGCGUUGCCACUACACGACGCUUUGAGAGACCCGUACACUAUGAGGGUGUUGAGGAAGGUCAUCGACGGGUGUGCCUUCAGGGUCUACGGCCACUGGGUGAAGAAGGGUGAAGGUCAGAACAGAGCCGCUCUCUUCGAGAAUACGCCCAAGACCGAGUUGAAGAGUCUCUACGUCAGCAACCUCAGCCGAUAGCUGCUUUACAGGCGGCGUCGGAGCAGCUCCUUGCUGCUUCUGGACUCCUGGAACAUCGAACGUACCAGGGUAGCAGAAACGAAAAGAUGCGUUUCUUCAUUAUUCGACGAUUCGCGCCAACGAGUAAUUGUAGGUUAGUCGCACGUAGAUUCUUAUCGACCCACGUAGUAUGUCCUACUACAUUAGUUCAAUUUGUAUUAUUCGCUGCCAACUGCUAAAGGCGGUUAUAAUUUAUAACGUUACGUUGUAUAACGUUACUAGUUUUAUAAUAUAGUUUUCGAAUUGCGCUGUUUUGGUCAUAAAGCAAUAAUUGCAAAAAAAUCGAGAUCAAAGAUUAGGUGUGUAGUAUUGUUUUCUCACUAAGUAAGGUUCACAAUUUAAGCGUAAUUUAGUAUUAUUUAAUUCGUGUUAUAAUAGUUUUGUUCCCGUUGUUUUGUAAUGUAGAACGUUUUUGAAUAUGCCAUUUUUUGUUUAGAAAAUAUUAAAUUGUGUAUGUAUUCGUAGCGAGUACUUUAUCAAAAAGACGUAUAUUUUUAUAUAAUUAUUUAGAGUGGUAUUGAGUGUGCGUUGCAAAUGUAUUUAUAUCAAAGGAGUUAUUGUAUUUAUGUACCUAAUUUUACCGUAAAAUAAAAACUGCAUACAAAAUGUUUUAAAUCAAAAACAUUUGAAUUUUUUGCCAUCUUCAAUGACCAGUUUCGGAUAUAUGGUUUAUUUUGACCAUAUGCAUAUAUGUACACAAGACACUAAUGUCAUAAUACAUUUCAAAAGUUAUAUAUGAACAUAUAACUUAAAAUUUUCAACGGUUAAAAAAAUGGUGGCGAUAAUUUUCGAAUUGGAUUCGUCAUCCUAGUCAUGGUACAAGAUAAAAAUAUUGCGUUAAAAGUUCGCGGCAAAGAUGUAUUUGAAAUACUUUUCUAGUUUCUAGGCAAGGUGCCUUUUGUGUUUUGGUGCAUUAUAUUUAUAUACACUUGUUUGUGACAUACUCUUGACUAUAUUGGCAUAUAAAUUGAAAAAAAUAAGUCAUUAUAUCAGGGUUUGACUUAUAAUGGGUAUGCACUUUGCAAAAAUUUUCUACAUAAAAUCUAAAUAAUUUAUGAGUAUACUUUUUAUCAUAAAAAGUAUGUAUAUUUUUAUGUUUCAAAACAAAAUUGUCUUAAUUAGAACAUGUCUCUUUAAAAUAUCGAUAUUAUUGAACUUUGAAAUUACGCGUUCUACGUUAUAUAUUUUCACAAUUUUCUCACAAAACAGUUACGUAUUGUGCCUCAAACUCUUUGUAAAUAUAGAUAUAUAUAUAUAUAAAUUAGUGUCAAAGCAAUAUUCGAUAAUAAUUUUGUGUAUAUUACAACAUUAUUAAUCGAUGUUAGUACGAAUUUAAAAAUAAUAUUUGGUCACAGCACCGGUCUCUUUUUUAACAUCUCAAAUGACACUGAUGUUUAUGUUCCCCUGGUAUUUAUAUGUGGUUUUAAGGUCUGCAGAGAUUAAUAAAUGCUCAGUACAACUCGGUCGAGUUAACCUCGCUGGAAUGCGACGUCACUGCCGCCAGGUACGCAGUUAACUCGGCCGGGUUGUAAGUAAGCGUAACGAAGCAGAGUGAGAAAAGCUCUGACAGUAAUCCGUCAGGACAUAACAUUGGGCAUAUACGAUUACCAUAAAGAUAGAUAGAAGCAAGAAUGUUCGUGCUUCGUAUAACUAAGAUCUAAUUACUAAGACAUAUUAUAGCCUGUCAAGAAAGUGAAAAAACGAAUUUUAAUUAAUCACUUUUUUUACCAUUACUAGAGCCAACGUUUGUCGAUAAACACCCAGUGUUGCCAACAAGAGACAGUGUCCUCAUUUAAUUUAAUCACUUUCUUGACAGACUGUACAUAUACAGUUUUAAAUGAAUUUUGCGUCUGUGCAGACCUCAAAAUAUAUAUCUUCUGAAACUUAGUUAUAUAUAA